AUGGCAGCAUUAAAAGAAAUCCUCGUUAUCGGCGGCACAGGUGCCCAAGGUAUUCCUGUAGUAAAAGCCCUCGCCCAAAGCGGCCGCUACACCGUGCGAAUCCUAACCCGAGACACCAACUCACCCCGCGCAAAAGAACUCAUCGCACUCGGAAACGUGACUCUAAUCCAAGGCCACCAGGACAACCAAAAAGACCUCCACCGAGCUUUCCGCGGUGUAUAUGGUGCCUGGGUUAAUACAGACGGGUUCACGCUCGGCGAGAAAGACGAGCUCUUUUACGGUUUUAGGGCCUAUGAGAUCGCCCGAGGCGAAGGGGUACAGCAUUAUGUUUGGGCGAAUAUUGAGUAUGGUCUUAAGCUUGCUAAGUGGAAUGAGGAUUAUCAUUGUGGUCAUAUGACUAGCAAGGGAAGAAUUGGGGAGUUUAUUCUUGCGCAGGGACAAGAGGGCAUGAAGACGUCGCUCUUUACCACUGGGCCGUAUAUGGAUAUGCUCCUAGGUGGCUUGCUCGUACCCAUCGAAGAAUCGGAUGGGACUUUUGUUUGGAAAAAUCCCUCAAGUAAGCACUUCAAGCCCCCUAAAAUGUUUCUAGCGUAUAUUGAGGCUAAUUUAAUCCCAGAGGAUGGCAAAAUCCCUUUCAUUGCCCUUCAAGAUGUUGGGGUCUACAACCUCUGGAUUUUUGACAAUCCAUCCGAAUCUGCUGGUUUUGACCUGUCAGUUGUAACGGAUACUGUCAGCUUUGCCGAGGUCGCGAAGAUCUUCACCAAGGUCACGGGCAAGAAAGGUGUGCACGAGUAUUUGACCCACGAGGACUAUAGGAAAUUUGCUGAGCCGUAUCCCAAUGCCUAUGUCAACUGGAGUCUUGGCCCAGAUGUACACCGAGAUGAGUCUGUCAUGCUCUGGGCGGAUAAUUUCGCGGCGUGGUGGCGCUAUUGGGGCGAGGGCGUUACGCCCAAACGAGACCUUGCUAUCCUGGAUCGCAUCCAUCCUAAUCGCAUCAAGAGUUUGGAGGAGUGGAUGAAAUUGGUUAAAUACGAUGGGAAGCGUAGAAAUGUGCUAAAGAUGGUUGAAGACUGGGAAGUGAAGUCGGGUGCUCCUUUCGAGCCCGAGAAGACCGCGGCUUAG
Sclerotinia sclerotiorum 1980 UF-70 is the source of this 1122-nucleotide messenger RNA. RefSeq lists its product as hypothetical. The transcript has 2 exons. Bases 1 to 1122 code for a protein of 373 amino acids. NCBI's taxonomy places the organism in Eukaryota, Fungi, Ascomycota, Leotiomycetes, Helotiales, Sclerotiniaceae. The record is from RefSeq and is a predicted model, not a curated record.